Chenopodium quinoa (quinoa) is the source of this 1692-nucleotide messenger RNA. Its product is annotated as protein NRT1/ PTR FAMILY 5.10-like. Gene Ontology annotation, molecular function: transmembrane transporter activity. The record is from RefSeq and is a predicted model, not a curated record. The coding region runs from base 1 to 1653 and encodes 550 amino acids. Gene Ontology annotation, cellular component: membrane. Gene Ontology annotation, biological process: transmembrane transport. NCBI's taxonomy places the organism in Eukaryota, Viridiplantae, Streptophyta, Magnoliopsida, Caryophyllales, Amaranthaceae. The transcript has 3 exons.
AUGGAAGAACAACAACGAUACAGCACGGUAAACACCGUGCCUGGCUAUGUCAACUAUAGGCAUCGUCCUGCUGUUCGAUCAAGGCAUGGAAAGUGGAUAUCCGCUUGGUUUCUAAUCUGGUCAGAGGUAGCGGAGAGUGUUGCUUUUUCUGGAAUCUCAGGAAACUUGAUGAUCUUUUUAACGGAUAAAUUGGGAGAGUCUACGGCAAUGGCAGCUACGAAUAUCAAUGCUUGGAAAGGGGUUGGUUUUAUCCUUCCUAUCGCGGGUGCUAUUGUUGCUGAUACUUGUAUGGGCAAAUACUUAACCAUUGUUGUUUCUUCCGUCAUUUAUAUCAUAGGGCUUGGCUUGAUAACUUUGUCAACGGCGUUACCUACCCUUAUGAAGGGUGACAAUCAUGAAUGGUCUCUGGUGUUGCAGAAAAUAAUGUUCUUUGCUGCCCUGUAUCUGUUUGCUCUUGGCAGAGGCGGGCAGAAUCCUUGUAUACAGGCUUUCGGAGCUGAUCAGUUUGAUGGAAACGAUCCUCAAGAGAGAGAAGCCAAAAGCUCUUUCUUUAACUGGUGGAACUUUGGUGUUUCUAUAGGUGCUUUGCUGGGUCUUGUAAUAUUGAGCUAUGUCGAGGACAAUCUCAGUUGGGGACUAGGAUUCGGAAUCCCUUGCAUCAUCAUGGUCUUUAGCACGGUCUUAUUCUUGCUGGGAACUAUGACUUAUCGGUUUCCUCUGAAAGUUGAAACCAAAAAUCCAUUCAGAAGGAUUGGAAGAGUGUAUGCAAAAGCAGCACGAAAUCGAAAUCUUGAUCAUCCUUUUCCUGAGCAACGACCCACUCGUAGACAGCUGAGAUGCCUCGAUAAAGCCUUAAUUGUACGUGAAGAUGAUGUGGAUAGAGGUUGCAGCGAAGAGGAAGUAGAAGAGGCGAAGGCAGUCCUUAGGCUAUUUCCCAUAUGGGCAAUGAGUUUCGUGUUAGCCAUUGUGUAUGCUCAGAGUGGGACUUUUUUCAUCAAACAAGGCGAUACAAUGGAUAGAAUGAUUGGAUCUAAGUUACAGGUACCAUCAGCAUCCUUACAGGGUCUCAUGAAUAUCACUAUGCUUAUCUCAGUUCCUUUUUAUGACUAUGUGUUCGUGCCAGUAGUCAGAAGACUAACCGGAAAACCCAAUGGAAUAACAAUACUUCAAAGAAUUGGAAUUGGUUUGUCCAUAACCAUUCUUACAAUGGGAGUUAGCGCGAUUGUAGAGAGAAAAAGGCUAGAGAUUGCUUCGCGGCAUGGACUGCUUGAUUCGCCAACAGCAACCGUACCAAUGAGUAUUUGGUGGUUGCUUCCGCAAUAUGUGUUGUUCGGAUUCACAGUUUUAUUUGCCUUGGUUGGCCUUCAAGAAUUUUUCUAUGACCAAGUACCUAAUGAAUUGCAUAGCGUUGGACUGGCUAUCACUUCAAGUAUACAGGGCUUAGGAUACUUUUUGUGUAGCCUCAUUGUAUCAUUCGUCACCAAAGCAACCAAAAUAGGUGGGAGAAAGGGUUGGAUCUCUGAUAAUCUGAAUCGCUCACACCUUGAUUACUACUAUUGGUUGCUAGCUGGUAUAAGUGCCGUAGAUUUGGCUCUUUUCGUUUAUUUUGCUAAAUCAUACAAAUACUACAAGCAAAGACAUAGCUUCGAAUGAGACGAUAUCACAAUAAUUUUAACUCCUUUGAGGAAUACG